UUCAAGGGACGGUACGGUGAAAGUGUUUGGUUGGGGACAUGCCGUGCCGUCCUCUUCAGGUACGGCACACCAACGCAAAGUUCACUACUGCUUCUGGGGGAAAAGAAAGAAAGAGUGAAUGAAAGAAGCCUCACUUUUUUAAAAAUGAAAUCCGGUCUCAUCGUCACAACCAUAUUCGGUCCGCUCCUCUUUGAAUAUGACGUAUAUUUUGAUGCAGCCAUUGACAAUGUUAUGCUGAUGAGAAGUAAGGAUUUUUUUUUUCUCUCUCUCCCUCUGACCAUUGUACUUGUACGGCCGCCCCUUGUAUGUAGAGUGGAUCGGAUGGCGAUGGCGAGUAUGCUUUGUUCUUUCUUUCCAUGAAACUUGAGGCUUUCAUUAGCAACUCCAACUUGGUUUUUUUUUCUAAUACCUGCAAACCACCUAAAGCUGAUAUUUUUUACAAGAAAAUCAUGUUGCACUCAGAAGCAGAAUUUUAUUUAAUGUUUUUGAGAGGGAGGGAGACAAAGGCAGGUGAUAGCCAGACAGGCUAGCUGUUAAAAGAGCAUUGGCAGAUGGUGGCACCAGAUGGAGCCUUCCCAGGAAGAAACGCUGUGACAGUCUCGAGUUCUUAUCAGGGUGAGGUGUCUACUGGAUCAGAGCAUUUGGUCAUUGGGUCCAGCCGGCCGGCCGUCCGUUUGUCCUUUUAAGAUCACAAAACAGAGCUUUCUUGCCAUCAUGAAGCUACCCAACCUCCAGGUGUUGACACUGGUGGGGUGUAUUGGAAUUGAUGAUGAUGCCCUUGCUAGCCUUGAGAAAGAAUGCAGUAAAUCACUGCAGGUGCUUGAUAUGUCUCAUUGUCAGAACAUCACUGAUGUGGGAGUUUCAUCCAUAGUGAAGUCGAUACCGAAUCUAUUGGAACUGGAUCUUUCAUACUGCUGCCCUCAGGUUACUCCUUCUAUGGUGAGAAGCCUCCAAAAGAUUUCUAAACUGCGGAGCCUGAAGCUGGAAGGCUGCAAAUUCAUGGCUGAUGGACUAAAAGCCAUUGGAAGCUCUUGUGUUUCUAUUAGGGAGUUAAGUCUUAGCAAGUGCUCUGGAGUGACAGAUAUGGAACUCUCUUUUGCUGUGUCAAAACUAAAGAAUCUGCAGAAGCUGGACAUCACUUGUUGUCGCAAUAUCACUGAUGUUUCAGUAGCUGCCAUCACUGGUUCGUGCACUUCCCUCAUCUCUCUGAGGAUGGAGUCUUGUAGUCAUGUUUCAAGUGGAGCACUCCAACUAAUUGGGAAGCACUGUUCUCAUUUGGAAGAGCUGGACCUUACUGACAGUGAUUUGGAUGAUGAAGGGCUGAAAGCUCUCGCCGGAUGCAGCAACCUUUCGAGCCUAAAAAUUGGCAUUUGCUUGAGGAUAAGUGAUGAAGGUCUGGCCCACAUUGGAAAGUCUUGCCCAAAACUCCAAGAUAUUGAUUUGUACAGGUGUGGAGGCAUUGGUGAUGAAGGGGUUAUUCAGAUUGCUCAAGGCUGUCCAAUGCUAGAAUCCAUCAAUCUAUCCUACUGCACGGAAAUAACAGACCGUUCACUGAUGUCCCUCUCAAAAUGCACAAAGCUAAAUACACUGGAGAUCCGUGGCUGUUCCAGGGUUUCAUCCUCAGGGCUCUCGGAAAUAGCAAUGGGGUGCAGGCUGCUUUCCAAGCUUGAUAUCAAGAAAUGCUUUGAGAUUAAUGAUGUGGGCAUGCUUCACCUUUCACAGUUUUCUCAUAGCCUCCGUCAGAUAAACUUGUCAUACUGUUCGAUCACCGACAUUGGACUGCUUUCACUUUCUAGCAUAUGUGGCUUGCAGAACAUGACCAUUGUACAUUUAGCUGGUAUUACGCCUAAUGGCUUGAUAGCUGCUCUCAUGGUCUGUGGUGGUUUGACAAAAGUGAAGCUUCAUAAAGCAUUCAAAUCCAUGAUGCCUCCUCAUAUGCUAAAAAAUGUUGAGGCACGUGGCUGUAUUUUCCAGUGGAUCAACAAACCAUUUAAGGUUGAGGUGGAACCUUGUGAUGUAUGGAAGCAACAGUCCCAAGAUGUGCUUGUACGAUGAGAAGGCCUGGAAGUGUAGUGUUUGUGGGAAGGAAGGGCAUGCAUCAUGGCGAUGGAGGGGUUCUUGAGUGGCAUUCAGAAGUCAGGCCAAAGGAUGAAGGAGCUCAAAAUUUUGUAGUGUAAUAGUCAAGAGUACUGUGUCAAUACUUAAUUGUUUGAGCAGAAGUAUGCUCAGUUGUAUGGUAAUAUAGAUGACUAGAUCCAUCCCAGCUUUUUUCUGGUCAAGUGGUGAAACCAGGGAGUAGGUUACAGUUUUGACAAACAAAAGCAUGGAUUUCUCUUGCUGUAUAUGUAGCAGCAUAUAGAUGAAUGGAAUGGAAGAUACUGUUAUUGAAGAGA
Messenger RNA from Setaria italica (foxtail millet), 2393 nucleotides. Its product is annotated as F-box/LRR-repeat protein 3. Gene Ontology annotation, molecular function: protein binding. Gene Ontology annotation, biological process: SCF-dependent proteasomal ubiquitin-dependent protein catabolic process. Gene Ontology annotation, cellular component: SCF ubiquitin ligase complex. The record is from RefSeq and is a predicted model, not a curated record. The coding region runs from base 715 to 2055 and encodes 446 amino acids. NCBI's taxonomy places the organism in Eukaryota, Viridiplantae, Streptophyta, Magnoliopsida, Poales, Poaceae. The transcript has 8 exons.